AUGUGCCGUACCCUACUCCAGAUGGUGCUCGAUGACCCGGUCCAACAUGGGUCCAGCAGAAGGAUAGAGGUCGAGGAUACGGUGGCGCAUGAGAUUGGUCAUCAGGACGCCGUAUUCCUGUCGCAUUACCGCAAGGCGAUGGACGAGGACGACAUCAUGCCGCUGAAGCCGAUCGUUGUCGGGAAGGCCCGACGCGGCGAUGCCGAUUACAAUCGCGAGCCCCACUCCUACUACGCCAUCCGCGACAUGUUCGGCAAGUUGACGUACGAAAAGGCGGCCUACGGCAUCUACACGUUGUUCACCACUCUCGGCGAGGAGCGCUUCACCAAGAUGAUCAAGGAGCCCUUCAGUGAGGCCCAGCAGGCGUUGCUGUUCGAGUUUAGUCAAGUGCGCCUACAGAUCACCGCCCAUAUCCCAACCCGAACCACGAUGGACACCCUUGGCAUGAUCACCACCAUCUACACCCCAUCGGAGAGGCGCCUGAAAAUUGCCGACGACGUCGCCAAGGUCAGCAGCAAGAGCCGGGCUGCUGAAAUGGGUGCCCUGCUCGAAACCGUGAAAUGGGAGCAGAACAGUGGGGCGGUGCCCCCGGAAGCGACCGCCUACAUGGAGCAGACGAUGAACGUUUGUGCGGCCGGAGAGCGCACCAGCAAGUGCAGCAAGCUCUUCUCCCGCCACAUUGCCAAUGACGGCCUCACCCGCCUUCAAUCAACUACGAUGUUCGCGUUUGUGCGGGCCAUCUUGGAGCCUAACCACGCCAUCCAGUAUCUCAUCGAAAAUGUCAACAGCUUUUGGGAGACGCUGUCCUACGCACCCGACGAGCGAAAAGAACUGUUUGAGAACCUCCUCGGGGCCGUCAACGACGACGAGCGAUUGGCCGAGGCCCGCCUGCUGCGCGCCCGGCCCGAUCUGCCGGAGGAUUUGCGCGAGUUGCCCUCCUGGGAUACGGCCUUCGAGACGCAUCGGCUGAAUCGUCGGUGGCGCUUGCUGUAUGCGCACGAUCUGCUCAGCCACUUUGAGCGCAUCGUCGCCAAGGUGCUGGGGUCGGACGACGACGAUAAGGCGCUGAACAAGCCCGACACCGAGCCGCUGCUCCCAGUAGCAGCUGCUGAUCAGGAGCCGUGGACCGCUGACGUUGACGUUGAACUUGACGAGAAUGGCGCCGAG
Mesorhabditis spiculigera is the source of this 1167-nucleotide messenger RNA. NCBI's taxonomy places the organism in Eukaryota, Metazoa, Nematoda, Chromadorea, Rhabditida, Rhabditidae. The record is from the annotation of a GenBank genome assembly.